UCAAAUUCAGUCAAGUACCCCACAUUAGUAUUGUUUAUUUCAACGUCUAGUAAAGCAGCAGAACCAAAUUUUAUACUACAAAUUCAAAAUAAAAAGGAAAAAUGGUAUCCAUAAAAGUAAUUUUAACUUUAUGCAUUGUAUCUACAGCAAUAAUUCAGGUUUACAGUAAACCAGCUGAACCACAAUCAGACUUACUCAAUCAAUUAGAAAAAUCCUUCAAAGAUUUAAACAACAAAAUUAAAGAUGCUAUGAAUUCUGAAAGUGUAGACAUGUAUAAAAAGAAGUUAAACGGUUAUCUAGACGAGUUGAACAAUAAUUUAAAAUCUUAUUCAAAAUCGUUCGAAAAUUCUGAAUUUGGAAAACAAGCAAAUAAGCAAUUUUCAUCGGCAGUGGAAAUUUACAACCGUAACGCUCCAGCAGAUUUUUCAUCUCAAAAAGUGAACGAAAAGCUUGAAAGUGCCUGGAAAUCUACAAUCGAAUGGUUUAGAAAGAUGACUAAUUAAGAGAAUAUUUAUAAAACAAACUUUACUUUGAGAUUAAUUAUGUAAAAGACCUAAAAUUAAAACCAAAUGAAGCUGAGAAUGGAUAUAAAUUAAAAUCAUCUUACAUUAAUUCAGGCAAUAUGACAUUUAACUUCAUAAUAUGUGAACUACGAUGAACAUGUUUAACUAUUUAUUAUUUAGAUAUAAAUAAAAAUAAAUUGAUUGAUUUAA
Messenger RNA from Daktulosphaira vitifoliae (grape phylloxera), 713 nucleotides. RefSeq lists its product as uncharacterized. The record is from RefSeq and is a predicted model, not a curated record. NCBI's taxonomy places the organism in Eukaryota, Metazoa, Arthropoda, Insecta, Hemiptera, Phylloxeridae. The transcript is spliced from 4 exons. The coding region runs from base 102 to 503 and encodes 133 amino acids.